Messenger RNA from Mus pahari (shrew mouse), 4101 nucleotides. RefSeq names its product small integral membrane protein 13 (gene Smim13). The transcript has 2 exons. The annotation marks the transcript as partial. The record is from RefSeq and is a predicted model, not a curated record. Lineage: Eukaryota; Metazoa; Chordata; Mammalia; Rodentia; Muridae.
GCCCGCGCCCACCCCCCACCUCUCAACAUAUGGCACAAAGUGGGACUGACCCUGCUGGUGUUCGUGGCCACGCUGCUGAUCGUCCUGUUGCUGAUGGUGUGCGGUUGGUAUUUUGUAUGGCAUCUAUUUUUAUCUAAAUUCAAGUUUCUACGGGAGCUCGUGGGAGACACAGGAUCCCAGGAAGGAGAUAAUGAGCAGCCUUCAGGGUCUGAAACAGAAGAAGACCCUUCGGCUUCGCCACACAAGAUCAGAGCUGCUCGCCAGCGAAGGCCACCUGUUGACGAUAGCCACUGAGCAGACACAGCAAUGUCUUAGAGUGUGGUCUAAGGCUGUAAGGAGCCUCUGUCCUUAGUGACCUAGCUUUGAAAGUUACUAAGUGACUGGGGAACAUUUGCAAUUGGAUUUAUAUCCAGUUUAAAAAAAAGAUUUACACGUAAGCCAUAUAGAAAUAAAGGGAAUUUAAACCAAAUUGGGCCAUCGCAGAUUUCAUCUUGGAUGUUUUGCUUCAUAGGUCUCCUUAACAUACUCACUCGCUGGCUCCUGGACUUAUCCUUUCUUUCUUUCUUUCUUUUUUUAAUUGCACUGGUAUAAAUCUGUAAACAUUUUAGGCUUGAAAAAACAUGUUAUUAGUCAUUAAAAUGUACCCUUUUCUUGACAUUUUGACUUGUCAGAAAUUGGGAAGUAUCUCAUUACUGUCAACCAGGUAAUAGUCUUGUCAUUAUCCUGACUCAUGCAUAUGUGAUUUCGCAGCUUGUUACAGUGUCAUUACCUCAGCUGAUGUGUAUAUUGUUGGUGUCAAAUAUUUCAGGUUUAAUUGGCAUUUUAAAAAUGUUUUUAAAAAGACAGCACUAUGACUCAGCAUUGAAAUGAAACAUUAUUGUAUGUGUCAAAAACCAUGGAAACAACAUUGGAACAUUUUUGAUAUUAGUGAUGCCAACAUUUGUGNCUGGAGAAAUGAUCACAAUUCUAUAUUUUCAUGCAAAGAAACAGCAAAAUGCUUUACAGGACUUAAGAAAGGAAGAGACCCACAAGUUGACGAAGCCAUGCUAUAUUCUGUCAGCAAGACACUUGCAAAACAAUUGCCUUUCUUCAUGCCAAGUGAUGGCAGUCAAAGGCAGGAGAAANUGCCAAAAUCCCCAGAAUGGUUCUAACAAAGUUCAAAGCAGAGAGAGGCUCCUAUGACCACGUCAUGAAGACAUUCAAGGUUUUAGCCAGAGCUGCUUGCCGGUAUUGGGCAGAAGGCAGUGGUGAGCAGACCUUCUGGAAAUGCUGCAUGGCCAGUGCUUCAGAUGUGGGUGGGGAAGUACAGAUUCCUACCGCUAAUCUGAGAAGUGAUGUGGAAGAGGGGGACUUGGAAUAUGAGGUUACAGUUAGAGCUUAACCAGUUUAUUUCACACAUUNGUUACAGAGGCACAAGAUUUAUGUGAUAAAAAUACUUUAGAACAUGGAAUAAAUGCAAAAUAAAAUGUUUCUGUGAUACCAGGCACAUGCCAUAGCUUAAUGGGCAAUGCUUUCUUUUUAGAGAUAUAUAUGGUGCAUCCUAAUAAAUGGUUACUUAGAUUAAGUAAAAGUGAUAAUAUGUAAAUUUACUUUUCAAGAUAGCAGUUAUUUAUUGGAGAAUUUAAGUAUAAAUCUUACAGUGUUAACAGCUAUUUUUUAUGAAAUACUUUUAGGUUAAACCUAUUGGGGGUUUUAGCAUCGUAGUUAGGACUCUAAGAGCUGUCUUCUCCUCUAUGGAGAAUGUUAUCAGUCCCUCCUUUAUAUGAGGACUUAUGUUCUGGGCUUGUGUUGUGGAGAAAGUACUUCACGAACAGCAAUUCAGCGACAAGACUUCAAGAGUACUAGGGCUUGAGAAAGUACUGGUUGAAAAUACCUGCUUGACUGUGUAAAAUGCCUCUUGCCAUGAGUCCAUGUUUGUUCUAAGUGAACUUUGGACUGUUUACUAGAGAAGCGGUAGAUUGAUGAACCUUCUAGUGUUGUCUGCUCCGUAUGGGAAAUGGGCUGCAAGGCCGAGUUCCUUCCUCACCCUUGUUCUUUACAGCCGUGUGUAAUCUCAUUCGUUACCUCAUCCUUCGCUCUGGCAGAGGCUGGUUAUUAAUUGUCUACUGGCACUGCCCAAGGUGAGUUCCUGAAGAUGUAGACAGCACAGCCCCUUGAAGACGCCUGCAGGGAAGUUACAGAAGACAACCUUCGGCUAUACAUUUUCUGGGAAUGAUCCCAAUAGCUUGAGAGUGGGGUACAGUCAUUCUGUGUUCAUUAUAGGGCAUGACUAGAAGGCACAAAGCAGUGACAUUGUUCCUAGCAUUGGUCUUUAGCAUUUAAUAUUUUUUAUACUAACUAAAUAUUUUUAAACCGGUCAAGAUGACCCAAGGCAUCUUGGUUCCGGGAAGAUGUUUACAUUAGAUUUUUUUUUCAUAAUCUAAUGUUUUGAGCUUCAAGUUUUCAUUGUUGCUAAUGUUUUGUGGUGGAUAUCUAAGGGUUAGAUGCCAAUAGGAAAAACNUUAAGCAGCAGGUGAGCUCUCUGUUGUAUCAGUAUUAAAGAAUGAUGACUGAUGUAACUGUCCCCCACCAAUCUAUAACAAGACCCAAACUAAUUCCUGUGAAGCUACAUAAAGGGCAUUAUUUAUUGGUAUUUAUGNUUCCAGNAUAUCUUAUAAAACUGUAAUAAAUACUGUGCUUGGCCCAAGAAACAACACCUUAUGGUUGAAUAGCUCAUACAUGGCAUGUUCUAACUUAUGUAAAAACGUUUUGGAUGCCAGUAUGAGGAGGCUAAGGUGUAGUCCUUUGUGUAAGAUUGGUUUCUUGGACCUCCUUUACCCAACCAAGAGAGGGAAGAGAAAGUGUUGUCCUUGCAGGAUCCCUCAUGUUCUGUGGACUUCUGUCUUAUUUCCUGUUUUGUUUUAGGACUUUUAUAGCUAUUAUAACUGUCAUUCCUGUAUUCUCAGGCUCUCGGUGGAAGGGGUGUACUUUAAAGUUUAAAGAUACAACAUACAUAUACUAGAGUCUUGCCUGUACCCUUCCAAAAAUAAUGCUAUCAUCUCUGAGGAUUGAUUAGGUACUUGAGGACUCAGGUAGAUUGCUGCAGUUACUUCUCGGCCAACCCUUCCUAAAGGUGUGUGUGUGUGUGUGUGUGUAUGUGUGUGCGUGCGUGCACGUGCAUGCGUGCGUGCAUGUGUGCGUGCGUGCAUGUGUGUGUUUUCAAGUUGCCCAUGUGAUGGCAUGGCUCAGAUUUAAAUGCCAAAUACACUAAAGAUUUGUAUAACAGCUGAGGCAUUAAGCACAUUUGAGCUGAAUGGAUUCUCGAAGUGGAAGUAGAUACUGGCUAGCCGCUGACAUCUUGACCCCUUUCUUUAGGCUUAAAAGCCAUUUCAAAGUGGCGUUUUGCUAAAAGUUUAGGAUAAGUAUGUACUGACAUGUAAAACAUUAUUCGAAGUAGUUCAUGUUUCUCGUUAAGGGGAAUAAUCUGUGAUGUUACUUUUGUCCACAGUGCAAUCUUUUACAGUCAGUUCUUCUCAGAAGGUGUCUGACUGUGACCACUGUAACUGCAGAUCUCAGCUGGUAAACUAAGUGCUUUUAUAUUCGAAGUUGACUUCAUAAAGCCACUAAGCAGUCCUCAGAGCAUGGAGAUGCUCAGGUGACUGUAGACUGGCAUUGGGUUAUAGGAUAUAGAAUUAAGGAACCUUGUAUUGUCUUCUGUUAAAGUGUCCCAGAGUUUGAAACUUCUAACAAGUUCUAUUUUAUCCUGUAAUUAGUAGAAGCUGCAUCUCCAUUUGUUAGCACACAUGCUACCUGUUGAGGACUUCCGAGCAUCAACCUCCACGCCAGUUCUAUGCAUAACCAUUCGCCAGAUACUGCUGCUGCGGUUUCUUACAGGAGCCUUUCUGUCCUGUGCUGCAAUGCAUUAUCAUCUUGCUGCUUGACAGAUCCUUUGUGAGGAAUUGGAACUGUUGUGUGUCAAUAGUACCUAUGUAUGACAAGAUGUAAAAUACAGAUGAGAGAUAUGCAAGUGAGUGGUGUUCCUGUCCUAGAGUGUCUAAAGCUUCCAUGGCUUGUAUGUUUUAACUGCCUCUUUAAACUGCACAGAAUAAAUGAAAACAAGUA